This is a messenger RNA of Eubalaena glacialis (North Atlantic right whale), 1202 nucleotides long. It is a transcript of the gene ZDHHC21, whose product is annotated as zinc finger DHHC-type palmitoyltransferase 21. Gene Ontology annotation, molecular function: protein-cysteine S-palmitoyltransferase activity. The transcript is spliced from 9 exons. NCBI's taxonomy places the organism in Eukaryota, Metazoa, Chordata, Mammalia, Artiodactyla, Balaenidae. Gene Ontology annotation, biological process: peptidyl-L-cysteine S-palmitoylation; protein targeting to membrane. Gene Ontology annotation, cellular component: endoplasmic reticulum; Golgi apparatus. The coding region runs from base 242 to 1039 and encodes 265 amino acids. The record is from RefSeq and is a predicted model, not a curated record.
AGGGGGAAGAGCCGCCGGCGGUCGCGAGAACAGCGGCGGGGAGAGGCGAGCCCCCCGCGCCGAUUCGCAUGGAGAACUGCUCUUGAGGAGAGAUCCAUUUGUUGGGAUGUAAUAAAAAAAAAAGAACGAAUCAAGAUAAAACCUCUAAAUGCAAGUACCAGAAAAAUUACAACACAUCUCAGUGAAUUUGCAGGUGGUUCAUCUUUCCUUGUGGGUUGGCAGGCAGUCAUAGGACUGCAAAAUGGGUCUCCGGAUUCACUUUGUUGUUGACCCACAUGGUUGGUGCUGCAUGGGUUUGAUUGUCUUUGUCUGGUUAUACAACUUUGUUUUAAUUCCCAAAAUUGUCCUCUUUCCUCACUAUGAAGAAGGACAUAUUCCAGGCAUAUUAAUAAUAAUAUUCUAUGGCAUUGCCAUAUUUUGUCUGGUUGCCUUAGUGAGGGCCUCAAUAACUGAUCCAGGAAGACUUCCUGAGAACCCAAAGAUCCCACAUGGAGAAAGGGAGUUCUGGGAAUUGUGUAACAAGUGUAAUUUGAUGAGACCAAAGCGUUCCCAUCACUGCAGCCGCUGCGGCCACUGUGUUAGGAGAAUGGAUCAUCACUGUCCAUGGAUUAACAAUUGUGUUGGUGAAGAUAAUCAUUGGCUUUUUCUGCAGUUGUGUUUCUACACUGAACUUCUUACUUGCUACGCACUGAUGUUUUCUUUCUUCCACUAUUAUUACUUUCUUCCGCUAAAAAAGCGUAACUUGGACCUCUUUGUUGUUAGACAUGAAUUGGCCAUAAUGAGACUAGCUGCCUUUAUGGGCAUUACAAUGUUAGUUGGAAUAACUGGACUCUUUUAUACUCAACUAAUUGGCAUCAUCACAGAUACAACAUCUAUUGAAAAGAUGUCAAACUGUUGUGAAGAAAUAUCGAGGCCCCGAAAGCCAUGGCAGCAGACCUUCUCAGAAGUUUUUGGCACUCGUUGGAAGAUCCUGUGGUUUAUUCCUUUCAGGCAGAGGCAACCACUGCGAGUUCCCUACCACUUUGCCAAUCACGUCUAAACAGAUGGAUGGUGGGCACAGAUGGGUCCUCCAUGCUGGAAAUGCGUUACAGGUUUUCUGAUAAUAGAACUAUGACAGUCUUCAAGUCAAUUAAAAUCCACCCACCAAUCUUAGGCAUCAUAAUGUGCCCCAGGCUUUAUUUUAAUAGUGAUCUUGAUCCUGU